Messenger RNA from Diachasmimorpha longicaudata, 1246 nucleotides. RefSeq names its product phenoloxidase-activating factor 2-like. Lineage: Eukaryota; Metazoa; Arthropoda; Insecta; Hymenoptera; Braconidae. Gene Ontology annotation, molecular function: serine-type endopeptidase activity. The record is from RefSeq and is a predicted model, not a curated record. The coding region runs from base 48 to 1085 and encodes 345 amino acids. Gene Ontology annotation, biological process: proteolysis. The transcript is spliced from 6 exons.
CCUCUGAGUAUCCUAUUCAACAUCCUUGAAACAUAAUUCGUGAAACAAUGAUUGAUUUCUGUGUUAAGUUUCUAGUGAUUCUGGCAGUAAUUUUGCAACAGAUCUUUGCACAGACAACUACUAUUUAUUUUGAUGUUUCAACUACGACCCCUGCUCCCCCUCAACCAGGGUGCAGAUGUGUGCCUGCUGGGACAUGUGUGAUAACUCCUGGAAUCGACAUAAGAAUAGUCAAUACGGGAACGCAAAAUUGUCCUGCGGGGCAGGUGUGGUGUUGUGGAGCUACAACUGGUUCAAGCGCCACAAGUUCCUGUGGUAGACGAAAAGUCACAAAUGCCUCUGCUCAACCUGUUGGAACCGCCAGAUACGGUGCUUAUCCUUGGCAAGUGGCUCUUCUGACACUUGACAAUAUGUACAUUGGCUCUGGAGUGCUCAUCAACGCCAAUUUUGUUCUUACAGUGGCUCACAAGGUGCAGCCAUAUGCCCCUGCGAACUUUAAAAUGCGUCUGGGGGAUUGGGACGGGAAAGCAACGGUCGAGCCCAAUCCCUACGUGGAAUUUCGACCCAAAUCAAUGGUCAUACACCCGAAUUUCGUGGUCAGUACACUCCAGAAUGAUGUAGCAGUGAUUCGGCUGAAUGGAGUGGCCCCUAUCACCACAGCUCCCAACAUCAAUACCGCGUGUUUGCCCACAGCAAUGGUAGCAACUGGAACAAGGUGCUGGGUCACCGGAUGGGGAAAAAACUCGUUCGGAAGUGAUGGACGUUAUCAGGCACUUCUGAAGGAAGUUGAUGUUCCUAUUGUAGAUCAAGGUAGCUGCGAGACUCGCCUCAGGAGUACGAGACUUGGAAACUUCUUUACUCUGGAUAGGAGUAGCUUCAUCUGUGCAGGGGGUGAAGUGGGCAAAGAUGCUUGCACCGGAGAUGGGGGGGCUCCUCUGGUCUGUCAAACAGCCACUCAACAAUUCCAAGUAAUUGGUCUCGUUGCAUGGGGCAUAGGUUGCGCAUCAGCCGGAAUUCCCGGUGUUUACGUCAACGUCAACAACUACCUCGCAUGGAUAAAUCAGCAAAUGUUAGCUCUGGGCUAUUGAAAACAACCACCCAAAACUGACAGUUAAUUUAACGAAGAUACUCAUCAGUCAGUGAAAAAGUGACGAAAAACCUAAUCAUUAAUGAUGAAUUAUUUUUAUAUGUAAUAAAUUAACUCAAGAAUCGCAGAAAAAUUGUAAACACCGAUUAAGGACUGACGAAU